Messenger RNA from Dicrocoelium dendriticum, 1002 nucleotides. Lineage: Eukaryota; Metazoa; Platyhelminthes; Trematoda; Plagiorchiida; Dicrocoeliidae. The record is from the annotation of a GenBank genome assembly.
GACUUCCCUAGCUCUAUCAACAAUCGAAUAUCUCGCCGUAGUGGCGGCUGCCGCAUAUAUGUGGACACUAAACAUAACGCAACUUCUGUGUGCGACCCACUUUUAAAUGGCUUUGCUGACUCCGUUUGGAAUAAUCUUCAAACAAAAUGCGAGAUCAUCCUUAUUGUCUUUUUACGACCCACCACACUGUCACAAAUCGGAUAUGGAUCACCUCCUGGAAGUCUUCUCAUAUGCUUCUGAGAAGACGCCAACCCAGAAAAGCAGUGCAUGUUACCGUUGGCAAGCAUCCAUGCUGAAACUACCGGUUCCAUCAAUGCUGUUCGAUUUGCGAAGUCAGACACGAGAUCUCUGAUCAACUCAUUGAGAUCGAGCUUUUAUCCUGGCCCGGAUGGAAUACCGUCUGCUGUGUUUAAAUUCGGAGGCCCUGAUAUCCUCAUACUGUUUCAAAAUAUUUUUAAGUUAUCCACGAGGUCUGGGGUUGUUCCAGAUGUGUCGGAAUAUGCAAAUACAAACUAGCUAUCGGCCCAUCAGCCAUAACUCCAUUCUGUGCAGAACAAUGGCAAGGACAACAAAAGCCAAAGUCGUGGAAUACCUAUCGUUCCGGAACCUAACCAACACUUUCCAAUACGGAUUGCUGAGCACACGGUCAUGUAUAACUUGCCAAGUGCACAUGCUAAACUUCGUUACUCGUGCCAUUGAUCGUGGUAAGCGCCUGAUCAUCAGAUUUGUUGAUGUACAUACAGCGUUCGAUCGUGUAUCACAUUGGAAGUCUUCUAUCGAAAGUACAUUCCUUCGGUAUUACUGGCAAUUUACAUUCCCGGAUAUCAUCAUAUAUUCCUGCUCGGCAGCCGGCAGUUGGAAUACUAAGCAAUAGUUCCACAAGUAGGCAACUCACAAGUGAUGUGAUCCAAGAUAGUGUUUUGGAGCCUCUUUUGUUCUUGAUGCACACUGACGAAUGUCUUCGAUGUCAUUAAGCACGGCAAACCAUAUAUAUUCGCCGAU